This is a messenger RNA of Anolis sagrei ordinatus, 680 nucleotides long. Lineage: Eukaryota; Metazoa; Chordata; Lepidosauria; Squamata; Anolidae. The record is from RefSeq and is a predicted model, not a curated record.
CUUGCAACCCUGACCUCGUUAUACCUCAUACAAGCAUUAGGACAGGCAGAUGUCAAGGUUCUCUUGGAAAAGUACAAGUAUUUGGAGAUCUUCUGCCUGAUUGAUGGGCACCUCAUCAUUUCCACCAUCUCCUGCCUCUUUGCCAUUGUGGCUUUAAUAUGGGAUUACCUUCACCCCUUCCCUGAAUCCAAGCCAGUCCUUGACAUAUGUGUAGUAUCAUAUUAUGGUAUUAUGGGGAUUCUGACCAUCUAUACAUCAUAUAAGAAGAAGAGCAUCUUCCUGGUAGCACACAGAAGAGAUCCCGAUGACAUCUGGCAGCUUUCCUCAAGCCUGAAAAGGUUUGAUGACAAAUACACCCUCAAAAUUAAGUUCAUCAGCAAGUGAACCACAGCAGAGGAAGCCAAGUCCAUCGCCAAGUUCUUUGAUGAGAACAGCACCUUAGUCAUGGAGGCCUUAGAGCUGAAGGUCUCCAAGCUCCAUGACAGCCUUCUCAUGGAAAGGAAGACCAAGUAGGCAAAGCCCAGCGUCCGCCUUGCCAAGUUUAAGCCAAUAAAGCAAAAUAGCAAUAAGGAAAAAAAACAAGCAUUAGGACAGGGAGAUAGAAUACCAGCAAAAGAGCCCAAACUAGCCUUUAAAUAAGCUUGAAUGGCCAUGAGAAGCUUGAAGCCUGAAAUUAUUUU